AUGGCGUACGUCCCCGUGGGCAUCGACUCGACCAUCGUGGUCUCGGGCGUCGGCGUGGAGCUGACCAGCGCCGUGCUCAUGAACAUGUACCGCACCUACGGCCCCAUCGUCCGCGUCGGACACAACGGAACCAACUCGGCGCACGUGGUUUUUGAGCAGAAGCGCCAUGCGCUGGAGGCCGUGGCGGCGACGAACGGUGCCGUGGUGUUCGGCAAGACGCUCAAGGUAUCGCUGCAGCGAAGGUUCAAGACGACGGAGCCGUGCCGCGGCUUCAUCGCCGGAAUCUGCCGCUACGGCGACCUGUGCAAAUACUACCACCCUGCUGGGCCUGUCGUAGUGCCGCCUGAGAUCCAAGCUAUCCCAAGUUCGCGGCUGUGCCGUCAUUUCUCGCGCGGCUCGUGUGCACAGGGCUCGGAGUGCAAGUUCGCUCACGUGUUGGGCCUUCCGAAUGACGAUGAAAGCGAAAGCGCAGCAGAACAGAACGGGGAGGACCGCACGUGUGUCGAGUGCGAGAAACUUGGCGUGGCCGUGUGGAAGUGUGCGAAGUGUGACAACUCGCUCUACUGCAACGACUGUAACUCCGCGGUGCACCGGGCUCGUGUGAUGGCGAAACACAAGCGCUCCAAGCUCCCGCCGGUGCCCAAGCUUCCGCGCUGUGGCGAGUGCGAGUCUAAAAGUGCCAGCGUGCGCUGCGAACAGUGUGAAGUUGCAUUAUGUGCGUCCUGUGACGCAAGUGUUCACAAGUUCAAGAGUCUGCGCAAGCACACCCGUGUCAAACUGGCUGCCAAGGCCGAGAAGGCAAAGCCUAAGACGAAGGAACCUAAGGAAGCCGUCAAGCCGGCCAAGAUCAAGGAAGAGGCUAAACCGUCCAAGAAGAAGGAAGAUGCACAAGUCAAGGUUCAAGAACCGGUGCAGUACGUCGAGAGUGUGCCACAGCUCCAGUUUUCUAGCGACCCGGAGUCUUCGGAGUCGGAAGACGAAGAAAUGCCCCAAGCCUCAGCUGUCCAGCAUGACGAUAACGAGUCCAUGCCCGCUGCUGAUGGUUCGUCGGAGUCGGAGGAGGAUUUCGACGAUGUCAAGCCCCAAUCUUCAAUCCCUGUUACCCCCUCGCCUGUGGUCAAGCAGCAGGCCUCCGAGUCCUCCGAGACUGAGUCGGAAGAUGACAUGGACGAUAAACCCGCUGCAAAGGCAACGCCGUUACCGAAGGUGGAGCUCUUAUCGGACUCGGAGUCUGAAGAUGAUGAGGACGAAAAGCCUGCUGCGAAGACAACGGCGUCGCCUGCCUCCGAUGACGAGGCUCCUCCCAAGCCUGCUUCGAAGCCUGUAGCAACCGUCAAGCCUACGCUGGCAGAAAUGUCAUCGGAAUCUGAAAGCGACUCUGACGAUGAAGCCCCGUCUAAGCCAGUUGCCAAGCCGACGCCCAAGCCUGCGGUCAAGCCUGCUCCAGUGGCAGCGUCCACACCUGCCCCCAAGCCGGUGGCAAAGAAAGCAGCUUCAUCGUCUUCAUCGUCGUCAGAAUCGUCAAGCUCAGACUCGUCAGAUUCCUCCGAGGACGAAGCUCCUCCGACCAAGCCUGCUCCCAAGCCCACGCCUGCUCCUCGUCGCGCUCCGGUACGCAACAACAAGGCGGGUGGUAUCUCCGAGGGCAGCUCGCACACUUUGGUGAAGAAGAUCGAGGCUUUCAACGAGUCGGGCGAAGGCAGCGAGCUGCACCUGGACGCCAACCUCAAUGGCUUCGAGAGACUGCUGGCACACGACUGUGCCGAGCGUCUCGGUCUUGCGCACGAGAGCAUUGGCGAAGGUCUGGAGCGUCAUAUCAUAAUCUCGCGCGCUGGUGCCAAGCGUCCUGCUGCGGACUCUGGCCAUGGGCACAAGGCGAAGAAGAGCAAGCACCGUCACCACUAA
Messenger RNA from Phytophthora sojae, 1905 nucleotides. RefSeq lists its product as hypothetical. Bases 1 to 1905 code for a protein of 634 amino acids. The transcript has 7 exons. The record is from RefSeq and is a predicted model, not a curated record. NCBI's taxonomy places the organism in Eukaryota, Oomycota, Peronosporomycetes, Peronosporales, Peronosporaceae. Gene Ontology annotation, molecular function: RNA binding; zinc ion binding.